UUUCUCAGCUUUAUAUGUUAUUAUUAUGUACCCUAAUGAAAUGAGACUGAAAAAAAUGGCAAUUUAACUGUUUCAUUUUUGUUGUGAAACUCAAAACUUCAAAACCCAGUUGUAUUUUUGUGUUUCUGGCAAUGGGUAGGACUUAAUUUUUCAGAAUGUGUUGUGAAUAUGGUGGAAGUUUGGUUUAUGUUGGUGUGCUUUGAUCGUAGUUAUAUGAUUUGGUAGAGAGAACUUGUUUGCAAAGUUUCAAUUUUUUAUGGAUGGCUUUGAGAAAAAUGGGUAUUUAUGAAAUGGCAUUGUGAUAGUUUGAGAGUUUAGUUGUGUUUUUGUAGAUGGCUGAUAGGUACCACAAUUUUGGAGUUUGAUCCCUUAGGACCACCUACAUGGUGAAAAAUAAAUACUUUUUUGGUUUUCUGUUUCCUAAAGAUUAUGAAAUUUGGUGGGGCCAGUUUUUGUAUUGAGUUUAACUAAAUGGGAUUUAGGAUUUUGUGGAUUGGAAGAAGGAAAGAAGGGUUUAGGUGAAUGUAGGCAUUUUUUUGAAACAUGUGUGCUUCUUUUAUCGCAGUGCAUUUAUCGUUGAGAUAGUGUGAGAUGGUGGGUGCGAUGAUUUCGAUGGUGUUUUGGGAGAGAGUGGAAAAUGUAUUGGAAUUUGAGAUUGAAUAGAAGAGGAUAUAAAGGAGUUGUGAAAGAAGAUGUUCACCAAUUAUUGGUUGAUUAUCUUAAAAUUAGAAUUAUAGAUAGAAAAACUUGUAAGUAAAUGAAACAUGCAUAAAAUGAAUGGUUAAAGGGGGCAUGAUCCACUAACAUGGUUGUAUGCAGGAGAGCUCUUUCCAAAUUUCCUUAUAUUGGGUUAUCGUUUAUAAAUAUGUUGAAAUUUGAUCAAGUGAUCAACCUAAAUUCCUUUUAGGAUUAAUUAUUAGAGUUCAUUUCUUUCAAAGAUGUUCAAUGUUGAAAGCUAUGUGAAGAAGGCGAGUUUGACCCUAUUAUGAACUGCUAGGAUCUCUACUUCACCCUUCUCUUCUAUAGUCUCUUCAGUUAAUCUCAAGUGGGUUGGAUGAGACAAUAUGAUGACUGAUGAGGCCGGACACAUGUUGAUGGCUUAUGAUGAUCCCUCACACCAACGAUCAUUGUCUCUAGAUGAUACUAGCAGCACAGAGGAAUCACCCGAUGAAACCAGACUCUCACUAGAGACCAGCAAUGAUGUGGUUCCAUAUAUUGGGCAAAGAUUUCCCUCUCAUGAUGCAGCAUAUGAAUUCUAUAGUGAAUUUGCUAAAAGAUGUGGUUUUUCCAUUAGACGUCAUCGCACUGAAGGAAAAGAUGGUGUUGGUAAAGGAUUAACAAGACGCUACUUUGUCUGCCACCGUGCUGGUAACACACCCAUCAAAACCUCAAAUGAAAACAAACCUCAGCGAAAUCGGAAAUCCUCCCGCUGUGGGUGUCAAGCGUACAUGCGUAUAAGCAAAAUUACAGAAUUAGGAGCACCAGAAUGGCGUGUCACAGGUUUCGCAAACCACCAUAAUCAUGAACUCUUAGAGCCAAACCAAGUUCGUUUUCUUCCUGCAUAUCGAACCAUAUCAGAUACAGACAAGAGCCGGAUACUUAUGUUUGCCAAAACAGGAAUUUCAGUGCAGCAAAUGAUGAGACUCAUGGAACUUGAGAAAUGCGUGGAGCCAGGUUAUUUGCCAUUUACUGAGAAGGAUGUGAGGAACUUACUUCAGUCUUUUAGGAAGUUAGAUCCGGAAGAUGAAAGUGUAGAUUUAUUAAAAAUGUGUAGAAACAUUAAAGAAAAAGACCCUAACUUCAAAUUUGAGUACACGCUUGAUCCUAACAACAGGCUAGAGAAUAUUGCUUGGUCAUAUGCAUCAUCAAUCCAGGCUUACGAGAUAUUUGGUGAUGCUGUGGUGUUUGAUACAACACAUCGCUUGACUGCAUUAGACAUGCCACUUGGGAUAUGGGUUGGUGUGAACAAUUAUGGUGUGCCUUGCUUCUUUGGCUGUACACUCUUGCGUGAGGAAAACUUGAGAUCAUUGUCAUGGGCACUAAAGGCAUUCUUAGGUUUUAUGGAUGGGAAGGCACCACAAACAAUAUUAACUGACCAGAAUAUGUGUCUCAAAGAAGCCAUAGCCAUGGAAAUGCCUGCAACUAAGCAUGCACUCUGCAUAUGGAUGAUUGUGGUGAAGUUUCCAUCAUGGUUUAAUGCUGUCCUGGGAGAACGUUAUAAUGAGUGGAAGACUGAGUUUUUUCGGCUCUAUAAUCUGGAGUCUAUAGAAGAUUUUGAGUUGGGAUGGAGGGACAUGGUCAAUUCAUUUGGGCUCCAUACUAACAGGCACAUAGCAAACUUGUUUGCUUUACGUAUGCAGUGGGCAUUACCAUACUUGAGAAGCAACUUUUUUGCAGGAAUGACUACAACUGUCCAUUCAAAGGCAAUUAAUGCUUUCAUUCAACGAUUUUUGAGUGCACAAACCCGACUUGCACACUUUGUAGAACAAGUGGCUGUUGCCGUGGACUUUAAAGAUCAAGCUGCGGAACAACAGACGAUGCAGCAGAAUCUUCAAAAUAUUUGCUUGAAGACAGGUGCUCCUAUGGAAUCCCAUGCCGCUUCUGUGCUAACUCCUUUUGCGUUCUCAAAGCUGCAAGAGCAAUUUGUUUUGGCUGCGUACUAUGCAUCAUUUCAUAUGGAUGAUGGUUUCCUUGUCAGACACCACACAAAACUUGAGGGAGGCCGGAAAGUUUAUUGGGUUCCUCAGGAAGGCAUCAUAAGUUGCAGCUGUCAUCAAUUUGAGUUUUCAGGGAUUCUCUGUCGACAUGCCUUACGAGUCCUCUCGGCAGGAAAUUGCUUUCAGAUUCCAGAAAGGUAUCUUCCCAUCCGAUGGCGUCGUAUCAGCACACAUGCCAUAAAACAACUUCAAAGUUCUCCAAGCAAGCAUGCAGAGCGGAUUCAGUUACUUCAGAGCAUGGUAUCAUCUCUGAUUGCAGAAUCUGCCAAGUCAAAAGAGAGGCUAGAUCUUGCAACCGAACAAGUUUCCUUCCUUUUGUCUCGAAUACGCCAGCAACCAGUUUCAUCACAAGGUUUGAGAGAUAUUUCUCCCCUUCAUAGAAACCUAUAACUCUAGAUAUAUCUUAAAACAGUAGCUUUACAAUCAUCAUGGUUCUAGUGGAAAGCAGAAGGAAACACACCCAAAAAUUUGGCAAUGGAGAUGCAUUUGAUUUGGUUUAAAAUUCGCUUUUAUGAAGCCCGAGACUGGACCAAUUUCCGGGUUCGAAGACAUUUGCAUGUCAGUUUUGUUAUGUGAAAUCGGAAUCUAGUUUGUCCAAUUGAAUGCGGUGCAGUAUGUUGCAGACAUCAUCAUGUUACGUGUUAGUAUUGAGGAUAUGUUUCAUGAGGAUUUCGAUUUGUAAAAAUAUAUAUGGAAGAAAACCUUCUUUUGUAUGCAUAUCAAUGUUGUUCUGUUAUAUGAAAUAUCAGUCAUUUUAUUACGUGGA
This is a messenger RNA of Mangifera indica (mango), 3483 nucleotides long. RefSeq names its product protein FAR1-RELATED SEQUENCE 11. Bases 1065 to 3107 code for a protein of 680 amino acids. Gene Ontology annotation, biological process: regulation of DNA-templated transcription. Gene Ontology annotation, molecular function: zinc ion binding. The record is from RefSeq and is a predicted model, not a curated record. NCBI's taxonomy places the organism in Eukaryota, Viridiplantae, Streptophyta, Magnoliopsida, Sapindales, Anacardiaceae. The transcript has 4 exons.